UAGCUUGAGUCAGUGGUCGAUGGCAUAUCCAUGUGUCCAAGAUGGCGUCGCUCGUUGACAACUACGAGCAGCAGUACGCCGUUCUGACAGCUGACAUCACUGCGAAGAUUGGCCGGAUUAGGGUCCAGAGUGGAGGUGAGAAAAGAGCCUUCGUCCAGGAUGUGGACCGGCAAAUCGAGGAGGCACAGGAGCUGCUGGAGCAAAUGGAGUUGGAGGUUCGUGGGAUGAACGGAACAGCACGCGACCGUCUACGUGGUCGCGUAGAGAGUCACAGAGCGGAACUGAAACGCUUAACGCAAGAAUUUCAAAUUGCAAAGAAACCAAAGGAGGAUGUUACAGAAAUCACAGUAGAGGAAUCUUGGGACAAUAACGUAACAGAAGACCAGAGGAAAAGACUAUUGGAUGCUUCUGAAAGAAUAGAACGUUCAGGACGGACGUUACAGAAUGGUUAUCGUAUGGCAUUGGAGACUGAGGAGAUUGGUUCUCAUGUGCUGAAGGAGCUUCACGAACAGCGAGAGACAAUACAACGGAGCAGAGGAAGAUUACGCGAAACAGAUGCAGAGUUGGGGCGAGGGUCUCGGUUAUUAUCAGGAAUGAUCUUUCGGAGCCUUCAACAGAGAAUUAUUUUGGCAGGAGUAGCGUUAGUGCUUAUAAUCGUUGCGUGCAUUGUGAUAUACUAUAGUUUUAAGAGUUAAAGAGAACAGACAUUUUUUUCUUCGGCCAGAUCCACCAGAUGUGGUUUGGAAGUUGUAUUUAUUAUCAGAGACUUCAAAAUGUUAUUUCUAUCAAAUUGCGAGGUAAUCCUGUAUUAUAUCGUCUAUCCAACUUUCUUGUACUUGUUUGUCACAUUUUGCCUUAGGACAUCAGUCUUUGCUACACGUUUAUUCUUUUAUUAAUCUGACAAACAUCAGACGACUGAAUCAUGAUCUCUUAUACAAAGUCAGUACCUCGAGCAAAACUAGCAAAAUGUCAUCAAACAAGAACAAAAGACCCCGUUUAAUUGUUAUAUAAAGUCUUGUAUAAAAAAAUAUUGACCCAUCCCCGUAAGGUAAAUUAUAAAACGAUUUUACGAUUCUCCUCCAAGCUAACUUUGCGCGUCAAAGUUAAUUAACUAAAAUCAUAUUGAAGCAGUGAAUGAUUAUCACAAAUGCAUUAUCUUCAAGUACUUUGGAAAGGAUCGUAAAACCGUUUGAAUUUGUUAUCCGAGAAUCUUGAUCAGCGGUUAACAGCGUUCAAGUUUCUAAAGAUAUUCCGAACCACAAAAUAUAUUCAACAAGAAAUGUAUUUAUUAAGUAAUAUUCAAAGUUUUCGACGUUGCGUGCGCCGAUUAUCGGGCACACGCAUCGAAAUAUUACCUCUUCAGGAUAAUAUUUGAGGAAAUAUUAUCUGUUCAAGUUAACAACUACGUACUAAUUGUUGUAAUUUUGACCUGAGCCGUAAUCGGGUGAGUUCACUGCGACUCUACCAGUUAAAAAUGCAUUCUAUAAUUCGCCUCUUACAUGAAAAUAACAGUCACUGUGUACAUUAUUGAAGUAUGCGUGGGUAAGGAUUGAAUUGUAAAUACAUCCAUUAUCGAAAAUAUCCAAGGACGCUUGUAAUUGAGAGAAAGAGAAA
Molecule: messenger RNA, 1614 nt
Organism: Trachymyrmex cornetzi
Lineage: Eukaryota; Metazoa; Arthropoda; Insecta; Hymenoptera; Formicidae
Gene: Vti1a
Product: Vesicle transport through interaction with t-SNAREs 1a
Exons: 4
Coding region: 42-695 (217 amino acids)
Biological process (GO): retrograde transport, endosome to Golgi; vesicle fusion with Golgi apparatus; intracellular protein transport
Cellular component (GO): ER to Golgi transport vesicle membrane; late endosome membrane; SNARE complex
Molecular function (GO): SNARE binding; SNAP receptor activity
Source: RefSeq, a predicted model, not a curated record